AUGACCGUGCGUGGGGGUUUCCAUUUCAGCACCCGCCAACACUCCAGCAAUAGCAACUACCCGCCGUUGUAUGAAGACCCACAAAUGGGUGGGCCUUCAAAUGCAGUUUCUGAAGUCGACUCUGCGCCAGUCGCACCACCACCACCAAUGGGUUAUGAAAACCCAAUUCCAUCAUACCCAGGUGCAGCUGGGUAUAACCCUUUUGAGCAGCCAGCUUAUUCUGGUUACAACUAUAACAAUGCCCCUGCCGUUGACCCGUACAUCAAGGCAGCAAACUACAACGCUCUCUACCCUGGGCCCUUUCCAGCUACGUACCCAACUGGGUACCCAGUAUAUGGGUAUCAAUACCCACCACCUCCUCAACCGCAACCGCAGCAGCCGCCUCAACCUCAAAUCCAGCAGCCACCGUAA
This is a messenger RNA of Helianthus annuus (common sunflower), 411 nucleotides long. Its product is annotated as leucine-rich repeat extensin-like protein 5. NCBI's taxonomy places the organism in Eukaryota, Viridiplantae, Streptophyta, Magnoliopsida, Asterales, Asteraceae. The coding region runs from base 1 to 411 and encodes 136 amino acids. The record is from RefSeq and is a predicted model, not a curated record. The transcript has a single exon.